CCUCUCCCUCUCUCUGUUAAUUUACCUGUCUGCACGGAGACUUUAGCCCAGCAGUACUGUACAACUCCAAAUGGCCGACCGAAGAGUGGGCUUCUGUCUGAGCGAUAAAAAGAGGAAAAGAAUGAACCUGUCGGCCUUUGCCGAGCUUUGUAGACACCGCGGUAUUGAAGUGGUUGAGAUUGACCUGAGUCAACCAAUGGCAUCCCAGGGCCCCUUUGAUGUCAUCAUUCACAAGCUGUCUGACGUCAUCGUGGAAGCUGAGCAUGAUAGCCAAUCGCAGAGUCUCCUCUCCAACUUUCAGGAGUACGUGUCUGCCCAUCCUCUCACAGUCAUGCUGGACCCUUUGCCAGCAAUGAUACAACUACUGGAUCGUUUUGCGUCCUACCGCAUCAUGAACAAGCUGCAAAAUUCUUUGAGAGACAGGGGUAUCUGCAGCCCUCCUUACCUGGAGAUCAAUACCAGUGACCAGCUGGAAAUCAGGGAGGCAGUGGAGAGGAAGCAGCUCACUUAUCCUUUGAUCUGCAAAACCAGAGUGGCCCAUGGUUUGCGUUCCCAUGAGAUGUCUCUAAUCUUCUGUCCCGCGGGGCUGAAGGACGCCCAGCCCCCCUGCGUACUGCAGAGCUUUGUGAACCACGGCGCGGUGCUGCACAAGGUUUUCGUGGUGGGGGAGGCGCACUUCACCGUAGAGAGACCCUCGCUCAAGAACUUCCCUCUGGGUCCCUGUGACAGGAAGACAAUCUUCUUCAACAGCCACGAGGUGUCCAAGCCAGAGUCCUGCUCCCACCUGACUGCUCUAGACAAGAAGACACCCCGGCUGCCCCCCCCUAGCCAAGACGUGAUGGUUGCCUUGGUGAAGGAGCUCCGGGCGGAGCUGGGCAUGGCGCUAUUCGGGGUGGACGCCAUCGUCAACAUCCACACGCGUACCCUCACCAUCAUCGACAUCAACAUCUUCCCUGGGUAUGAGGGAGUUCCACAGUUCUUCUCCUCCCUCCUAAGUCACAUUGAAGCCGUCCUGAAGCAGAGGGACCGUCCUGCCCUGGAGACCCCACCACCUCCCUGACCCCCCCAUCUGUCGGCUGAGAAGCAUGUCCGCAUGUACACACAAGGCUUCAGUGUCCACGUUGUGAAAUAUCCAGUACUUGCCACACCUACUGAUCAACAACGGGUAGCUAACCAGUCUGGGGUCAUCUCCUACAGCAGGGGUGUCCAGUCUUAUCUGAAAAUGGCCCGUGUCGGUGCAGGUUUUUGUUUCAGCCCAGCUCUACGACAGCUGAUUCUACUCAUCAAGGUCUUUUUUGAAGACUAUAAUUAGUUAAUUAGUUGAAUCGUGUGUCAUAGUGCUAGGCUGAAACCAAAACCUGCACCCACACCAAUCCUUUUCAGACAAGACUGGACUGGACCCUGAUCUAGAAUCUCAAAAGGCACUGGUGUCUCCUGCAUGGCUGGAGCACAGAUCUGUCUGGUAAGGUCAGAGGUCAAACAGCUGGACCCUUUAGAAAUCACCUUUCGAUCCUAAUAAGCUGUAUAUAAAAACAUAAAUAGGUCUCCUGCCUUGCUGAGGGAAAAACCAUCUGAUUUAUUUAUCUUUCAUGACAUUUGUAGGAUUACUACAUACUACAUACUACAGAACGUGUCUGAACAGACAGGCAGGGACGAGCAGGUUUGUUUUAACUGUGCUGUUUAUUGAUUGACAGGUAAAAAUAGCGAAGAACAGGGGGUUUCCAACACAAUCCUGAGAACCCACCAUGUAAGCUGGCUUUUGUUCCUGCCAUAAUCACAACUUUGAAUAGCAUUCAGCUGUUAACUGUCCUUAAUUAGACACCUAAUGUCUACUGGAGGAUAAUUUACCCUUUAAAGGUUGCAGUAUGCCAGAAAUAGCCAUAACAAAGCAAUCUCAAAUGUCAUAUCCCAGGACUUUUAAUCAGUCACAUCUACAAGUGCACUCAUUUUCUGUAAUGGUGAACUCACUUGGGUCCUAAUUACUGAAAGUGUGGCCACCUAGUCACUGAAACUAUUUAGUUUAAUGACAGACAAAGUGUCAGUGUGCUAAAUCUGCACAUGCUGGAAAGAUUAAAGAACAAAAUGGUGUUACAACCGAAACAUGUCGUUCAGCCAUUUUAAUCAAAUGAUAUUGGCUGAGACAAAAGCCAGCAAACAGGGUGGGCUUCCAGGAACAAUUUUAAAACCAUGGGCAUAGAAGACAUAGCAGGCACAAAUGCAGGACUUUGAUUGGCCAGUGAAAACUCCCGUUAUCCAUCGGUCAGGCAUUGCAGCCUCUUUGUCACAUCUAGCUUUAACCUUUGACCUCUGUC
Messenger RNA from Anguilla rostrata (American eel), 2312 nucleotides. RefSeq names its product inositol-tetrakisphosphate 1-kinase-like. Gene Ontology annotation, biological process: inositol trisphosphate metabolic process. Gene Ontology annotation, molecular function: inositol-3,4,5,6-tetrakisphosphate 1-kinase activity; inositol-1,3,4-trisphosphate 6-kinase activity; inositol-1,3,4-trisphosphate 5-kinase activity. The transcript has 10 exons. The record is from RefSeq and is a predicted model, not a curated record. The coding region runs from base 71 to 1060 and encodes 329 amino acids. Gene Ontology annotation, cellular component: cytoplasm. Lineage: Eukaryota; Metazoa; Chordata; Actinopteri; Anguilliformes; Anguillidae.